Messenger RNA from Spea bombifrons (plains spadefoot toad), 1283 nucleotides. It is a transcript of the gene CNOT7, whose product is annotated as CCR4-NOT transcription complex subunit 7. The coding region runs from base 241 to 1098 and encodes 285 amino acids. Gene Ontology annotation, cellular component: P-body; CCR4-NOT core complex; CCR4-NOT complex. The record is from RefSeq and is a predicted model, not a curated record. Lineage: Eukaryota; Metazoa; Chordata; Amphibia; Anura; Pelobatidae. Gene Ontology annotation, molecular function: poly(A)-specific ribonuclease activity; nucleic acid binding. The transcript is spliced from 7 exons.
CGUAGGAGGUCACCCGAUGGGCAGAAUGUAGCAGCUGGGCCGGCGCGUCGCUUUGAUGACGUAUUGGCCUGGGAUAUCGUUAGUGACGCCGGACUAAAGCUGGGGGGGCCCCGAAAGAUCGCGAAGGUGGACCAGGCAAGAGCUUUGCGUGUGAGUUUGAGGACCGUCGCCUAUGAGAUUCUUCUGUCGCCGGCUGUAACAUUUUGAUGCCUGCCUCUGAGGCCCUCCCCCAUCCCCACUAUGCCAGCUGCAACGGUGGACCACAGCCAGCGGAUCUGCGAAGUCUGGGCCUUCAACCUGGAUGAACAGAUGAGAAGAAUCCGCCAAGUUAUACGCAAGUAUAAUUAUGUUGCAAUGGACACAGAGUUUCCAGGGGUUGUUGCGAGACCAAUAGGGGAAUUCAGGAGCAAUGCUGACUAUCAAUACCAACUUUUGCGCUGCAACGUAGACUUACUAAAGAUCAUCCAACUGGGGCUGACGUUUAUGAAUGAACAAGGAGAAUACCCGCCGGGAACCUCAACAUGGCAGUUCAAUUUUAAAUUUAAUCUAACGGAAGACAUGUACGCGCAGGAUUCUAUAGAGCUGCUCACAACCUCUGGGAUCCAGUUUAAGAAGCAUGAAGAUGAAGGCAUCGAAACGCAGUACUUUGCGGAGUUGUUUAUGACCUCAGGAGUAGUGCUGUGUGAAGGCGUCAAGUGGCUCUCUUUUCAUAGUGGUUAUGACUUUGGUUAUCUAAUAAAGAUACUGACCAAUUCAAACCUGCCAGAGGUAGAGCUUGACUUCUUUGAAAUCCUGCGGCUUUUUUUCCCUGUGAUUUAUGAUGUCAAAUAUCUUAUGAAAAGCUGUAAAAACCUAAAGGGAGGGCUGCAAGAAGUGGCAGAACAGCUGGAACUGGAGCGGAUAGGACCUCAGCAUCAAGCUGGCUCGGACUCGCUACUGACUGGAAUGGCUUUCUUCAAAAUGAGAGAAAUGUUUUUUGAAGAUCACAUAGACGAUGCUAAAUACUGUGGCCAUCUAUAUGGUUUAGGAUCCGGCUCGUCUUAUGUACAGAAUGGGACAGGGAAUGCAUACGAAGAGGAAGCCAACAAGCAAUCGUAACAUCCAGAGGAACAAUAAGCACUUUUUUCAUUGCCAAGCUACUUUGUACAUGUUUUAUCUCCGGUUGAAUUGCUCGGACAUCCACAAUACUGCUUUUCGGCACUCACUGCCUUCAUCCAAACAUGGAAUUGUCUGGCCUUUACCUAAAUCUGUGUCACGGUAUUCUGUUUGCCUUACAUAACUCU